Molecule: messenger RNA, 4071 nt
Organism: Cylas formicarius (sweet potato weevil)
Lineage: Eukaryota; Metazoa; Arthropoda; Insecta; Coleoptera; Brentidae
Product: elongation of very long chain fatty acids protein 7-like
Exons: 8
Coding region: 174-1181 (335 amino acids)
Biological process (GO): fatty acid elongation, polyunsaturated fatty acid; fatty acid elongation, monounsaturated fatty acid; very long-chain fatty acid biosynthetic process
Cellular component (GO): endoplasmic reticulum membrane
Molecular function (GO): fatty acid elongase activity
Source: RefSeq, a predicted model, not a curated record
UGCGUAUCGCCUCGUAAAGGAUUAGUCGACGCUUUUCAUCGUAAUCGCCGUCACUGGUCGUUCGCGUGCCGGAUUUGGCUUUCGUUUGAUCGGACGUAAACCCGCUUUUGGAUACUUGCAUAACGAGUGAUUUCUGUUUCUGUGAUAUUUAUUAGAUUAUAUUAGGUUAUAAAAUGGCUCAAGUAUUCCAUUUCGUUUACGAAGGGUAUAAAGACUUAAUGGACAAUAAAAGUGAUCAGCGAGUAAAAGAUUGGUUUCUGAUGAGCUCACCGUUUCCCACACUGUUCAUGUGCCUGACCUACGUUUAUAUAGUCAAAGUAUUGGGUCCCAAGCUCAUGGAAAAUCGGAAGCCAAUGGAGUUGAAGAACGUCUUGAUUGCAUACAACUUAGUACAAGUAAUAUUCAGCGUAUGGUUAUUCUAUGAGGCGUCUGUCGCUGGAUGGCUUAACCACUAUAGCUACAAAUGCCAGCCAGUGGACUAUUCUACCUCACCUCUGGCAAUGAGGAUGGCACGAGGAUGUUGGUGGUACUACUUUUCCAAGUUUACCGAAUUUCUCGACACGUUCUUCUUUGUUCUCCGAAAGAAGUUCGACCACGUGACGACUUUGCACGUGAUCCAUCACGGCAUCAUGCCCAUGUCCGUUUGGUUUGGGGUCAAAUUUACGCCGGGCGGCCAUUCUACCUUUUUUGGAUUCCUCAACACCUUCGUUCACAUUAUCAUGUAUUCGUAUUACCUAGUCGCUGCGUUGGGCCCCCAGUACCAGAAAUACCUAUGGUGGAAAAAGUACCUCACCGCCAUCCAAAUGAUCCAGUUUGUGCUAGUUAUGUUGCACGCGUUCCAGCUCCUGUUCAUUGAAUGUGACUAUCCGAGGGCUUUCGUUUGGUGGAUCGGAAUGCACGCGGUGAUGUUCUAUUUCCUCUUCUCCAAUUUCUACAAAGAGACGUACGUUAAGAAGGGAAAGAAGGAAAAAGUCGAAGGGACUCAGAACGGCAAAUCAAACGGCUCGGCCCCGAAACUACCCAUCGGCGUAUGUUUUACCACGCAAACCGCCCUCUACGAUCACCCGGAUUCGAAAGUAACCAACGGAUACUCCAAAGCGAACGGGAAGGAAAACGGAUUCUCAGCCACAAACGGAGAAAUGAAAAUAAGGAGAAGAGCGUCGAUAGAGAACGAACGAUAGUGAAAUGAGAUUGGAUCGAUUUGAGUGCCAGAGAGACGUUUUAACGUGACAUUUUUAUCAAAUUUUUAGUAAUCGCAUCACAAAGUGUAUAUAUGUGUGUUCCGUGCAAACCUUCGCAGUGUUAACGCGUCACUUUUAAUGGCCGAUGAGCGCGGAAUAAUCAACGAGAAUCAGCAACGAUUGGGCUGUGAUAUUCGUCAUCUUAAUUGUCGCGUAUACUCGAUAAGUGACCAUCAGGCACGACUUUCUACGUUUGUGCAAUGAGGCGACUGCGCAAUAUUUGUUUCGAUCAUGUUGGUGAACUUGAACCAUCUUCAUUUACAGCGGCGUUUGACGGAAACGUUUAUAUUUAUACAGGGUGCCCCUUUGUGGUGUAUUCUGUCACAGGGUGGUAAAGUUUUCAAGCAAGAAUCUUGUUUCAUAUUAUCCAAAAAGCGAUUCUAAAUGUCCUUAUGUAAUUGAACGAAAUCCUAAAAAACAAAAGGUGAGUUAGCAUUGCAAUGAAUAAAUUACACCUCUAAGUCAAAUAAUAACGUGUUUCCGACGUAUUUCCAAAAUCUUGUUAGAGUUUUGAGCACCUUCUAUUAAUUAAAUCAUCUUUCAAUAAUAAAAAAAUAAAAUAAAAAAAACAAUACCUGAUUAAAUAACAAUUGUCAGCCUAGCCAUUUUUGACAAAUAGCGGUUAUUAAUUCACUUGACAUUUUUAAGGUUCCAAAAUAUAAGGCCAUCAAAAAUAGGUGGUUUUCAUUUUAAAAUAUUAAUAACGCUGCUAUUUUUGCUUCUGGAUUUUUGCUGAAUGUGAAGAAAACUACUUAAUUAAGUUAAAAUAAAGCAAAAAAGUAAUAAGCAAAAUUAAAAAAAAACAUUGUUUCGAAAAUUUACGGCAUUUAUAAAUUUUGAAUUUAUACUCUUUGAAAUAGAUUUUAAGCUUUUUUUAUUUUAACGUUUAUAUGUUUAAAAUUAGUUUUUAAAUUUGGAAAAACAUUUAGAAUUCCUUGAAAUUUGAUUUAAUUUUGGUUAGUUACAUAGCUAGUGUACCAUUUUUGGAUGGUAAUUUGGCCAUCGUGCCAUCUAAUUAGAUCUGUAACUUUAAAAAUUAUGUGUUACAGAAUGUAGCACUUUUAUAUUUAUUUUAAUCGAGAACGAAGUGACUUUUACCUGAAAAAUCAACGGCGCACAAAUGCGAAAUAAUUCGCGAACAGGCGUCAAUGUUGGACAUAAAAACGGUGUUAUGGAACGAUCUUUUAAUGCACAAAUUAGGUAAUAUAACAAAAAUAGAUUUGUUCCUGGAAACUUUUGAUUUUUUUUCUUAAUAUUGGCAAUAUUGACAGACCCCUUAAAGAACACCCUGUAGAAGGUAUGUUCUUAUAUUCGAUUGAAAUUGGAAUAUAUUUUUAUUUUAUUGGAAUGUAUUUAUAUUUUUACGUAUUUGAAAUCCCAGCUUGCAACCAGAAAAAGUCUUUGUUUAGGUCGGAGCGCUUCGAGAUGUCAGGAAAAGACAUAAAAAUUUGAUAAUGUAACUCCGAAGGAAAGACACAAGAGAUUCAGAAAAAAUCUUUACUACACUACACUAUUUCAUUUAUUUGUGUUAAAUUUUCGCUAGCAACAAGUUUCUAUGCUUGCGUUGAUAAUCGCAAGCACGAAACUGUUACGAACACCCAUUCGCCGAGUUAUAGAAAGACAGGUAAAUAAACAAGGAGCGAAAACCUGACGUUUUUAAAAGAAUGAUCCCUAUGACAAUGAGGGUGACAAUGGUUCAUAAACCCCUUAUCGGUAGGCUCUGUGAUCCCUGGACUGUAGUUCAACGAGUGAGUUUUAGCUAUUUUCAGUUAUUUUUACGAAUUGUUCUAAGUUAAAACUUACUAUUACGGAUCUAAAAUUUAGAGAACUAAAUAAUUCAAAAGAAAACCAUGGCAUUUUUUUUUAACUUACGUGAAAUCAGUCAUCAACCAUGGUGAUCCCUCAGAAUAUAUCAAUUCAAAAUAUUCAUAAUAUGCCUAACUCGUUUAUGUGUUUACUUCGAUUUCAGUCUCCACAAUUUUGUUAGUUUUCGUGAAUAUUGCUUAAUAAGUGUUUUACUGACGACAACAGGAUAUUUAGUGUGCAAUGGGUUAUUCCAUUUAUGGGAAAAAUCUGAAGCUCUAACUUUUGAACAAUUGAAAAUAAACAGAUAAACAGGUAAAAAUUACAUAAUUUAGUAAAAGCUUAUAUAAUCCAACUAGCAUUAUGGUAGUAAUGAGAAUUUACUAGCGAUGACGUCACGCAGUAACCCCUAACGCCAAAACAAGAAAUAAAAUGACAAUGAAGAAAACUUUUUAUUUCGUUAGUUGCUGGAGGUUAUUGACGUUACUUUCUGGAACCAUGACCGCCGAAGCUCUCCCACAAAAAUAAUAAAGGAAGGGCCCUAGAUUUCAAAAUUUCGGUAGGUGUCGCUACUUUUUUUAACAGACGAUGGUUCACUUUUAAUUGAAGAGGAAUUGUUAGUGCUCGCUUAAAAGAUAUAAAUUCAAGACAAUCAAAUUUUAGUUGAUUUAGUAGACGCGUCGUUUACUAUUCUUUUUACAAUCUUAUGCCACAUAUCAAAUCAUUAAUAAUCGAACAAAUAUUGCCAGCAUAACCGUAGAAAAUGAUCAGUCGAGCAUUUUGCGCAGCAAAGAGUAAAUUAGAAUUUUUUAAAUAAAUUAUACAUUUCAAGCAACUGCUUGUAACGUUUUCAUAUAUUCUUUAAAUUCCUAUAACAUUUCAAACAUCGGUUUUUCUUGGAUUUUUUAAUGAUAUAUGAUGUGGGUAACUAUUGUAGUUAUAAGACUAGAAUUAGAACUUGAACUUUUGAUAUUUUUGUAAUCUGGUGUAUAAUAUUUAUUUUGUGCAAUAAACUGAUUACGGCGUU